AUGAAUGUACGGCCACCGAUAGAGGUCUCCACCCCAGAGGCCGUCCUCUCGGUCUCGUUUAACAACGACGCGAGCUGCUUCGCUGCCGGUCUUGACUCGGGCAUCUGCAAUUUCAACGCCGGCAUUGGUCUCGUCCAGAUGAUGGGCAUGACCAACUAUCUUGCCCUCGUCGGCGGAGGCAGGAAUCCCAAGUUCGCCAUGAACAAGGCAUGUCGCUUUCAGGCUAUAAUAUGGGAUGAUAUGAAGGGAAAGGUGGCCCUGGAGAUCACAGCCUUGACAUCCGUCCGAGGCGUCCAACUUGGCCGAGAGCGCAUCGCCGUCGUCCUCCAGAACAGCGUCCGCGUCUACUCAUUCGCCAAGCCUCCGGAUCUCCUUCAUGUUUACGAAACCGCCGAUAACCUACUCGGCCUCUGCUGUCUCUCUGAAAAGAAGCUUGCCUUCCCUGGUCGAACACCCGGCCAGAUCAUGCUCAUCGAGCUGGCGACUGGCAACGUCAGUAUCAUCCCCGCGCACUCCUCGGCUCUCAAGGCCAUUGCUCUGAGCCCGGAUGGUGAGCUUCUUGCCAGCGCCAGUGAGAUGGGCACUCUCAUUCGCGUCUAUUCGACAAGCAACUGUGCCAGGCUCGCCGAGUUACGCCGUGGCAUCGACCCAGCCACCAUCUUCUCCCUCGCCUUCUCACCCUGCAACACCAUGCUUGCCUGCACCUCAGACAAGUCCACACUUCACAUCUUUGACGUUGCCCACCCACGACGGCCAGCCAUGAACCGGAGCCAGCAGCUCGGCAGUUCUGGGUCGGAUCCUGGAGACGGCACAGGGAAGUGGGGAAUUCUCAGCAAGAUCCCUCUGAUGCCUCGAGUCUUUUCAGAUGUCUACUCCUUCACAUCAGCGCCUUUCGAGGCCGGCGAUGAGACCAUGAUAGGAGGCAUCCCCUUCUCGGAAGGUCUAGUGCUUGGCACGUCACAACCACCAAAGGGCGUGAUUGGUUGGAUCGGCGAGGAUAGCUUGGUGGUGAUCGGAGCAGGACACGACGCACGAUGGGAGAAGUUUGUCAUUGUAAAUGGCGAAGACGGCAAGCGACACUGCGUGAGGGAAGGCUGGAAACGAUAUCUGGGCAACAGUUGA
Fusarium vanettenii 77-13-4 is the source of this 1122-nucleotide messenger RNA. RefSeq lists its product as uncharacterized. The record is from RefSeq and is a predicted model, not a curated record. Gene Ontology annotation, biological process: protein localization to phagophore assembly site; autophagy of mitochondrion; nucleophagy. Gene Ontology annotation, molecular function: phosphatidylinositol-3-phosphate binding; protein binding; phosphatidylinositol-3,5-bisphosphate binding. Gene Ontology annotation, cellular component: phagophore assembly site membrane; extrinsic component of membrane; cytosol. The transcript is spliced from 3 exons. Bases 1 to 1122 code for a protein of 373 amino acids. Lineage: Eukaryota; Fungi; Ascomycota; Sordariomycetes; Hypocreales; Nectriaceae.